Chenopodium quinoa (quinoa) is the source of this 1866-nucleotide messenger RNA. RefSeq lists its product as uncharacterized. The record is from RefSeq and is a predicted model, not a curated record. Bases 1 to 1866 code for a protein of 621 amino acids. NCBI's taxonomy places the organism in Eukaryota, Viridiplantae, Streptophyta, Magnoliopsida, Caryophyllales, Amaranthaceae. The transcript is spliced from 2 exons.
AUGCCUACACCAUGGUUUCACAUCAUGGAUCAUUGUUCAAAGCUUUUAUAUGGUCUUACUCCUACAUCGAGGGUCAACUUUGAUAACGGGGCCGGUGGUAGCCUUAAAAAGCUAUCGGUGGAUGAUGCAUACAAGAUGAUUGAAGAAGUGGCAAAGAACUUUGCAUACGGAGGUGAUAGACAACAACCUCAAGCAAAGAAGGGCGGAAUCCACGACCUUAGUGCCAUAAACCUUAUUGCAUCAAAUUUUGACAUGCUAGCUCACAAGCUAGAUCAAGCCACCCUUACAUCUCCAAGAUCUUCUUCACAACAAGUCAUGUCUUGUGAAACUUAUGGAGGAAAUGAUCACUUGUCCUCCUAUUGUAACUCAACUAACCAAGAGCAAGCUGCGGCUAUUGGGCAAAGAAACGAUCAAUACUCUCAACCCUACAAUCAAGGUUGGAAACCCCAACAAAACACGGGUUGGAAACAACAAAACCAAGGCCCCCCUCAAAACCAAUACAACCAAUCUCGUCCACAAAACCAACAAGCUCCUUACCGUCACCCUAACCAAAGGGACCAAAACCAACAAAGGCAACAAUAUAACCAAUCCGCUCCUCCACCUCCUCAAAAAUCUAUCCUUGAAGCCGCACUUGAGACCUUCAUUACACAACAAGGAAGAAGCAAUGCGGAUAUGCAAGCGAACAUCCAACAAUUUCAAGCACACAACAAGAUAAUUGAGAAUCAAUUGGCUCAAAUUGCGCAACAAGUUGGAAGUUCAUCCUCCAAUCCUAGUGGUCACUUCCCAAGCUCAACGGUUGUGAACCCAAAGGAGCAAGCUAAGGCCAUUACUUUGAGAUCGGGGAUAGGUUAUGAAGGGUCGGUUAUGAGUGAAGAGGAGCCACAAAAGAGAGAUGAGGGAGUUGUGGUGAGAAAUGAGAGUGAGUUUGAAAAUGAGAUAGUUGAUGUUGAGAGAAAGGAGCCACAAAAGAAGAAUGAGGGAGAUGAGGAAAACGUAGAAAAUCCCCCCAUGAAAGUAUACAAGCCUCCCACUCCAUCCCCUCAUAGGAUUGUUGACAAGAAAUUGAAUGAAAAGUUUUCAAAUUUUCUUGAAGUCAUGGGAGGACUUCAAGAUCUUCUAUCCAACAAGAGUAGGCUUGAAGAGAGUGCAACCAUUUCCCUUCCUAAGAAGGUGAGUGCAAUCAUUCAAAACAAGCUUCCUCAAAAGCUUGGUGACCCCGGUAGCUAUGCAUUACCGGUGAAGAUUGGAGACUUGGAGGCUAUGGAUGCUUUAUGUGAUCUUGGGGCAAGUGUGAGCUUGAUGCCCUAUUCUAUUGCUAGGAUUUUGAAAAUUGGAGACGUAAAGCCAACAAGAAUGUCCUUACAAUUGGCCGACCGCACGGUUAGGCUACCUUUGGGAAUUCGUGAAGAUGCGCCAGUUCAAGUUGGAAGAGUAUUUGUGCCAUAUGCUUUUGUGGUAAUGGAAAUGGAAGAAUAUACUACGGUGCCCCUAAUCUUGGGAAGAUCGUUUUUGAACACCGCGGGUGUUGUUAUUGAUAUGAAGGUAGGAAGAUUGACCUUGAAUGUGAGAGAUGAGAAAAUUUCAUUUUCUUUCCCACAAACAUUGAAAAAGCCAUUGUUCGAUGAAGUUCAUAGAGUUGAUACUUUGGAAAGGAACUUAGAGGAGUUCCAAGAAAAUUCGAUUGAAGGAGAUCCUUUACAAGCUAUCCUAAUGGGAGGCUUAGUUGAGGAAGAUGAAGAAACAAGGGGGUAUGAUCUUUUGCUCAACCAACCUUUAGUCCACAAUGAAGUGAAGGUGGAAGUGCUUAAUGUGGAGGUAAAAGAGGAGAGGACUACGCCUCCUCAUAAAGUCUCAAUCCAAACAUGA